This is a messenger RNA of Notechis scutatus (mainland tiger snake), 2102 nucleotides long. RefSeq names its product synaptojanin 2 binding protein (gene SYNJ2BP). NCBI's taxonomy places the organism in Eukaryota, Metazoa, Chordata, Lepidosauria, Squamata, Elapidae. Gene Ontology annotation, cellular component: basolateral plasma membrane; cell junction. The record is from RefSeq and is a predicted model, not a curated record. Gene Ontology annotation, biological process: establishment or maintenance of epithelial cell apical/basal polarity; cell-cell adhesion; embryo development. Gene Ontology annotation, molecular function: protein kinase binding.
CGAAGCUUGCUGAAAGUGAAAGUGCCGCCGCCACCACCCCUGCCGCCGCUAUUAGCCCCCUCCCCCUCCUCCUCGACUUUGGCUUGGCUGGGGUUCACCUUCAAGCGCUCGCCUGGCGGAGCGAGACUCGGGCGCCGAGCAGAGAUCCCACCCCGCAGGAGAGCGCAGCAUGAACGGCGGGGUGGACUAUCUGCUGUCGGAAGAAGUGAUCCAUCUGACCCGAGGACCUUCAGGCUUGGGAUUUAAUAUAGUUGGCGGGACUGACCAGCAGUAUAUCCCCAAUGACAGUGGCAUCUACGUUAGCCGGAUCAAAGAAAAUGGAGCUGCUGCACUUGAUGGUCGCCUUCAGGAAGGAGACAAGAUUUUAGCAGUUAAUGAUCAGGAGUUGAAGAACAUGCUACACAAGAAAGUUGUGGAACUUUUCAGGACAGCUGGUGAUAAUGUAUCAUUAAAAGUUCAGCACAGGCUGCUGCCCCAGAAUGGUCCCUCAAGCCACCGAGGAGAUGGAGAUCCAGGAGGCAUUCCUUUGGCUAUGAUUUUGGUCCCAGGGCUGGCCGUAGCAGCAGCAGCAGCUCUAUUAUGGGCCUUCCUUAGAUAUCGACAGCGGGUGUGAUGAGCAUCAUUUCCCAAAGAUCUUGGUGUCUAGGAAAACCUAUGUAUCUGUAAAAUAAUUCAAACAGAAGAAAUCAGACAUUUCACUCUGGACUGACACAGGGAGAGGAGUAAUAGAGAAUCAUUGCUCACUGCAGCCUUCCCCAACAUGGUGCCUUUCAGAUGGUGUUGGAUUGCAACUCCCAUUAUUUCCAAUCUGGUGGGUAUCACUUUGGGAAAGGCUGGAGAACACUAAACAUUUUGGCUGCCUUUAGGGAAGUUUCAAAUUUCAUACACUUAGAAUCUGAAAACUGAUGAGCUGGACAAUCUGACUUCACUGGCCCUGGAGAAAAUUGAUCCGGUCUUUUCGGAUCUAUUCUUUUUAUCAUGUGAGUUUUCCUGCGCUCAACAUUUUUUUUUUCCACAUGUAGCUAAGCAACAGGGCACAGGUUGUAUUUUUAUGUCCCCCCCCAACAGAUGAGUUAAGAGAACUAUCCUUUUGGCCACUUGCGAAACUGCUUCUGAAACAUGAAGGAAACUUCCAGAACAAUUGCAGCUUAGUUAUGCUUUGAUGUGGGGAGGGUUGAGUCUCAGGUGAAGUGAAGUGACCUUGAAAAUGCAAGAAAGCAGGUUUGCCUGAUCAGGAGUAUUGUGGAUUACGGAUGCAGAAUCUAGUGUAAAAGUGAAAAAGGUAUUGGGUGUUGUUGUUUUUUAAAUGCAGAUUUAUCUUUGUUCUUUAUGUUUUCUCAGAAGAAUAUUGUCCAUAAUAAUGAGAGAUGAAAGUGAUAAGGAGCACAUCUUUAGUUAACAACUAAAAUAUUUUUGGCAGGGCAGGCUAAACAUCAUGUAAAUUAUGGCUAAAUGUAAUUGUAUUUUUGUAGUGCUUCUCUAGCUGAAAACAUUCCCUCCAACGAAACAUUUCCUCCAACCUAAGCAUGGAAAGAUGAUGCAUUGUUCCUUUCUAUUCUCUAAGAAUAAGACAGUUUCGAGUAUUGUGUACACUUGAUGGUUUAUUUUGAACGAUGGGGAAGAAUGCAUUGCUUUUAUCUGUGGGUUGCAAGCUGUAACUGGGAAGUAGACCCUUGCAGAGUUUCCUUCCACACAACUUGUUUCAGAUUGGAUAGUCAAACAUAUUCUUUUCUUAAAUUGCUAAAGUGCCAGAUAGCUCUUUCCAGUAAAAAGCAAUAUAUGUUCAUGAUAGCUUUUUUGGGGGGAGAGUGUGUGAACUACACCAAUGGAAUUCUCUAGCCAUGCAACAAGGCAGCAUUGUUUAUAGAAGCAAAAGUCUGUGAAACGAUGACAAGGUACUUGAAAGAAAAGCUACAAUGCCUUCACUUUCUAGGUGGCAAACCUUUAUAUGCUGACUGUAUCACAGAGUUGGAUGAUUUAAACUCCUUAAAGUAUCACUGAUUUUAUUCUGAAAUGGAAUCUGUUUUUGUAUCUUGCAAAGGAAAAUCGACGUAUGAGAAACGCAUAAUGCCAAAAAAAUGUAUGUGCAGUACCUCUUGAAA